UUCUGAAUAUAAAAAUGAGUGGUAAAUUUGUCAAUUUGAAAAGAUGAUCAUACACACAACAAAUCUAUGCUUCCAGCGAAGGACGAGGCAAACAUAGAGGGAAAAACAACUGAAGGAGGAGAAAGAAACGGCUAAAAAUGCAGAGUUUCUUUAGUAGACUGCGUAGCACUAGCUCAGUGCACAAACAAAAUUCUUCAUCUGCAAUCUCAUCUUCAGAGGAAGAUUUCAAGCUGACCGGAUCAAUGGGUACUGUCAAAGUACCAGAACCUGUUCCUUCUCCAGACAACGACUGUCAGAGGCUCAAAAAAGCCUUCGAAGGAUUGGGAACGGAUGAGGAGGCUGUGAUAUGGAUAUUAGGACAUAGGAAUCAAAGCCAAAGAAGGAAAAUCAAAGACACUUAUCAACAGCUUUACAAUAAAUCUCUCCUUGAUGAUCUCCACUCUGAGCUUUCUGGAGAUUUCAGAAAAGCAAUAAUUUUGUGGGCAUAUGAUCCUCCUGAAAGGGAUGCUAAAUUGGCAAGAGAUGCGCUGAAGGCAAAGAAGCAAGGCAUAAAACACCUAAAAGUGGUAGUUGAGAUAGCUUGUGCAUCAUCUCCUCACCACUUGAUGGCAGUGAGGCAGGUCUACGCUUCACUUUUUGAUUGUUCACUUGAGGAGGAUAUUGCAUCUACUGUUUCCCUCCCCCUCAGAAAGAUUCUGGUCGGUUUGGUGAGCUCCUACAGGUAUGACAGACAGCUGGUGGACUCAGGCAUUGCCGGUUCGGAGGCUUCUAGGCUACAUGAGGCCAUCGAAAGAAAGCAACUAGAUGAUGAUCAUGUUGUUCGGAUACUCAGCACAAGGAAUUUAUUUCAGCUCAGAGCGACCUUUGAGUGUUACAAGCAAAAGUAUGGAAAUUCCUUUGACCAGGACAUUAAGGCUUGUGGCAAUGGUGAUUUGGAAUCUCUUUUGAUGGUGGUAUUUUGGUGCAUAGAAUCACCUGAGAAGUAUUUUGCAAAGGUCAUCAAAAAUUCCAUUGUUGGACUCGGGACAGAUGAAGAUUCUCUGAAUAGAGCCAUAAUAAGCCGAGCUGAGAUCGACAUGAUCAAAAUCAAAGAGGAGUAUUCCAAAGUGUCCAAAAGCAGCCUCGUCAACGACAUUAUAGGUGACACAUCAAGAGACUACAAAAAUUUCUUGUUAACCUUGCUUGGAGAAAGACUCUGAUUCAUUCUAAUGAGUAGCACUACCCAUUACAUUUCAGUUAAGACCUCAGAUUGCUUUUAUAAUAAAAGUUGUAUGA
Prunus mume (Japanese apricot) is the source of this 1275-nucleotide messenger RNA. The record is from RefSeq and is a predicted model, not a curated record. NCBI's taxonomy places the organism in Eukaryota, Viridiplantae, Streptophyta, Magnoliopsida, Rosales, Rosaceae.